CUUCCCCAGCUGUUCCGCCGUACCUCAACGAGCCUGCGCAAUGGGCGCUCGUCAAGUGUAGGAGACCAAUAGCGCGCCCGCACUGGCGAACCGGGAGAGAGCGAGAGACAACGCACACAGCGAGAGGGGGAGCGAGAGAGCGAGAGACAGUCAGAGCAGACGGGAUGAAGCAGGAGCACACUAACGGUUUCCUCCGGUAAACAAGCGGAGCAGGAGCCUGGAAAUCACCGGCGGACAGCGGAGGGGGGGAUUUCGGGGACACAGCCAUGGCGACGGGGGGAGGAGGAGUGAGGCGGAGGAGGAAAGCGGGGCUCCCGGGAUUCUGCUGGAAGACCUGCUACUUUCCCAUUUUGUUCUGGGUGGUUUCGGUCUGCGGGGAGGAGAAGACUCUGAUUGUGGAGACGUGGCUGAAGAACUACGGCUACCUGCUGCCUCACGACGUCCGUACGUCAGACCUGCGGCAGGAGAAAGCCAUGCAGUCCGCUGUGGCCGCCAUGCAGCGCUUCUACGGCAUUCCUGUGACGGGAAUCCUGGACGAGACGACUAUAGAGUGGAUGAGGAGACCUCGCUGUGGUGUCCCAGAUCAUCCUCACACCAGCCGCCGACAGAGGAAUAAACGCUACGCCCUGACGGGACAGAAGUGGAGAGAUAAAAAGAUCUCCUAUAGCAUAUCCAACUUCACCCCUAAAGUGGGAGAGAAGGACACCCAGAGAGCGAUCCGACAAGCCUUCAACGUGUGGCAGACGGUCACUCCGCUCUCCUUCCAGGAGGUGCCAUACUCGGAGAUCAAGAACGAGGGUAAAGAGGCCGACAUCAUGAUCUUCUUCGCCUCUGGUUUCCAUGGUGACAGUUCCCCAUUUGACGGAGAGGGGGGUUUCCUGGCCCACGCCUACUUCCCCGGCGCCGGUAUCGGUGGAGACACGCACUUUGACUCUGACGAACCGUGGACGCUGGGCAAUGCCAACCACGACGGUAAUGAUUUGUUCCUGGUGGCGGUCCACGAGUUGGGUCACGCAUUGGGUUUGGAGCACUCAAACGAUCCCAGUGCCAUCAUGGCUCCUUUCUACCAGUACAUGGACACGCACAACUUCAAACUGCCUCUGGACGACCUGCAGGGCAUACAGAAGAUCUACGGUAUUCCCACGGCCAUGCUUGAACCCACCAGGCCGCUGCCUACCUUACCUUCUCGACGGCCGCACUCCACCUCCGAACGCAAGCACUCCCGCCCGGCACGCCCGCCCGGCGACCGGCCCGCGCUGCCCGGGAACGGAAAACCCAACAUCUGCGACGGCAACUUCAACACUGUGGCCUUCUUCAGACGGGAGAUGUUCGUCUUCAAGGACCGGUGGUUUUGGCGUCUGAGGAACAACAAGGUGCAGGAGGGUUAUCCCAUGCAGAUCGAUCAAUUCUGGAAGGGCCUGCCACCUCGCAUCGACGCCGCCUACGAGAGAUCUGACGGCAAAUUUGUCUUCUUCAAAGGCGAUAAGUACUGGGUGUUCAAGGAGGUGACGGCUGAGCCGGGUUACCCUCACAGCCUGGUGGAGCUGGGCAGCUGCCUCCCCAAAGACGGCAUCGACACGGCGCUGCGCUGGGAGCCGUUUGGAAAAACUUAUUUCUUCAAAGGGGACCAGUACUGGCGCUACAACGAAGAGAAACGCACGGCCGACCCGGGAUACCCCAAACCCAUCACCGUGUGGAAGGGAAUACCGGACGGACCGCAGGGGGCCUUCAUCAGCAGGGAAGGAUCCCACACAUACUUCUACAAGGGGAAGGAGUACUGGAAGUUCGACAACCAGAAGCUGACGGUGGAACCCGGAUACCCAAAGUCUAUCUUGCGCGACUGGAUGGGCUGCGACCAGUCCGACAUGGAGCGCUCCGGCAGCAAGGGUAACCGCGGUGACCGCCAGCUGCCCCUCGACGACGUGGACAUCAUGGUGACCAUCAACGACGUCCCGACGACAGUCAACGCCAUCGCCGUGGUGAUCCCUUGCAUUCUGUCGCUGUGCAUCCUGGUGCUGGUGUAUACCAUUUUUCAGUUUAAAAACAAAGGAGUGCAACAGAACACCAUGACGCAGCACUACUACAAAUACCCCGUUCAGGAAUGGGUAUGACAGGCAACUUUCCUUUGAAGAGGUCAAAGUUCACGGAUUAAAGAGGGUCAAGCUGUCUUCAUAUUGUUAGCUAGCUUAUCUUGGCUAACAGUCAAGAAACGCUAGCAAAAAAACAAUGGAAAGUCAGCGCUGAAAGACGCUAAUUGUGCUCGCUAGUGAUAAAAUGGCACACACUGAAAAUGCUCUACGGGAGUAUAUUUAGACAUUGGCUCAGAGUGUGUGUGUGUGUGUGUGUGUGUGUGAGCGGGAGGGAGAUUCGUGCCUGUCCUGUGACACGAGCACUAAAACAGCAAGGAUACUGAUUUUGUCUUUUCCCGUUCCUCAUCGGGCAAGGACGCUUAAAACAGUUCACAAAAGAAGGAUUUGCUAAGGGAGCGAUAAACAGCUGAUCUUUCACCUGAUUUGCCCACAAGCUAAGUGAAAUGGGGUCUUGUGAGCGAUACUGGACUUUGACUUUCUUCUGGGACCUACGACACAACUCUCCUUCUCAGUGAAAAGAAAAAGAAAAAGAGGAUUUGGGGCCAAAAGAAUAUGCUCCUUAAAGCCAGACACCACCUCCAAGUUUGUUCUAACAAAGCUUGUACUUCAACUAUUAAGUCAAAAAAAAAGAAAAGAAAAGUUUUCAAAAUAUCAAACUUGAAGAUAACACUUAGGUAGAAAGGCCAUAACAAAAAGAAAACCAAGGAUCUCUGUGUGGAUCGUGGAAUUUUGUUUAUUUUUUAGUUGUUGUCAAAACUGUCAAAGAGGACCUUUUUCUUUCUUUUUUUCACCAUACACAAAAGACAUCCUCAUCACCAUUAACUCAGACCUCUGUCAACUUAAAACUCCCCUCAGUUAUUCAAACAAAAACAGAAAAAUGCUGUUAUCUACACAGCUGGGACUGUUUUGGGGCAGACGUAGAAUAGCCAGUCAUCAGCAUAUAAAGAUAGAAUGGAUUAAUGACAGUUUACCAGCUUUAUUUAUCAAACUGAGCCGGUAUUUAUCAAACUGCUAAAAGUGAGACUUUGGACUUAAGUGAAACAUAAAAGUAAUCCUUAAAUUUUACUCCUACUCACACGUGAAAUUAAAAUCUGUUUAUCCAAUUUCUUACAGAUUAUAAUGUACUCAAAUUUAAAGGAUUUCCUUUAUUUACGAGAUCUUGGAGUUGAUUGUACGAACUAUCAUGUUUGUACAAACUAUAAGUUUACUGAAGCAGCAGCAUUCAGAAAAAAGCCUUUUUACUUUGCACUGAUUUGAACUUUUGAUAGGAUGUUACACCACUUUCUUUUUUGACAGUGGGCAAACAACAACAACAAAAAGGAUGGUAUUUUUUGCAGUUAACUACGAGGAUUCGUUUAAAGAAUGAACAAUAGGACAGAUAAAUCCUUGUGUCUGAUUGGCUCUUCCUGCUCUAAACAUGCAUGUUCUUAAAUGUUUUCUGUAAGUAGGAGUAAGUUAUAUGUCUGAAUGCUCACUCUCAGCAAAGAGCUUUAUUAAAUCCUAGAUUGGAUCUAAUGUAGGGCUGCGCAAUUAGGAUAAUAACAAUAAUAUGAUUGAGGUUUUCCCAAAUUAAUUGUGAAUCAUAUUGUGAUCGCAAUUUCUGUCGAAAUAAUCGCAAUAUGAUGUUUUUACCAUAUCGUGCAGCCCUAGUCUUACAAGCAUUCUUAUGUGUAAUUAUUAGAAGUUUGAUAAAUAUGAGUCCGGAGCUGAGCUAGUUAGUGUAGUUGGUUCCUUGAGUCUGUCAUGGCGUUAUCCUCAUCUUUGUGUUUUUCUCUUUCAUGCUCUACUGAGGAGGGAGGCUCCUCAAGAUGUGAAAGAACUGGAGAAAUGCAAAAAGGGAGGAAAUGGAAAGAGAACAUAAAGUGUGACAUGACAGGGAUGCAGAAUAAAGCAGGGUUUCAAUAGACAGAGUGUGGGGGUGGGGGGGGAGGUUACACAGAGGAUAUAUGUGGGUCUGUAUUAGUAUGCUGACUGCGGCACGGCGACAUCGACCGAGCUUAAUGAAGUACGUCUGUUCACAAAGCUCUAAUAGGGGCUACUCGCUCUCCACGUCCCUCGCUUUAAUCCUACUGUCCUCCCUCUGUCUUUUCUUACUGUCCUCUUGUAAUUCUUCACAUCGUGUCAAUCGCCUCGCUCUCUCCGUUUCCCCCUUUUACCUUCUCCUCUGUCCGUCUGCGCUGCUCUCCCUCACUGCUUACCUCGUCUUCCUUUAGGUUCAGCAUCGUUUAACACCCUAGGUUGCCUGUCCAACUUCAGUAGAUUCAGUCAGGGCUCUUUGGGUCCACAUAGUCGACUUUUAAUCCUCAGAAGGACUUGUCGACACAUUUUAAGGCAAGGCAAAUUUAUUUGGCAAUUCAAAGUGCUUUACAUAUGACAUUUAUUAAGAAAAGAAACAAUAUACACAAUAUAAUAUAAAAAAUACAUUUAAAUAGAGUAAAAUAAAAUAGCAGAGCUAAACUAGAAUCAAAAAGGAGAAUGAGAAUAACAAGAUAUGAAUGAAUAGUCCUAAAUUGACAUCAUAUUUACACAGAAAGCUCCCUAAUUUAAAAGAACUGAGUUUGAUACACAUAUGUGGUGUUUAGUUUAAACUCUUAGGUCAAUAAGAAGACCUGAUCCCAGACCAUCUUAGAGGAUGGUUUUUAAUGGAGCUGUAGAUCAGAAAUUUACUUUGGCCCUAUACCAUGUAGUGCUUUAUUAACCAACAAAAGCAUCUUAAAGCAGCUUCUUAUUAGACACACACAAAGCCAGAAUAAAGAUCUGAGAACUGGACUGAUGUGGCCUCUCCUGGUCUUAGUGAGGACUCUAGCAGCUAAAGACAGCGUUAAUGUAGUCGAGCCAGGUGAAGAUAAAAAGAAAAGAUUUUCUAAGACAGAUAUUACUCCUCUAAUUAUUGAUAUGUUCUUAAGAAGCUAGUUGGCUGAUUUUGUAAUUGUCUCAAUGAAAUUUAGGGCUGAGUAAAGGAAGAAUUUUGACUUUAAUGUUAUCGAUGGAAGUUUAGCACUGACAAUUAUUUCUGUUUUAUCUGUUUAACUGAAGGAAAUUGUUGCUCAUGCAAUCAUUGAUUUGUUCAUUGCACCUAAUCAGUGCUUGUACAGGACCAUAGCCACCUUGUGAUAUCGCUAUAUAAAUCUGUGUGUCAUCUGCAUAAUUAUGGAAAGCGAGCUAAAAAUUAUAUGUUUCAUGCAUUUCUGUGAGACAAGACACAACAUUUGAAUUUGUUUACAUCAGUUUAAAGAUUUAAAGUACAACAGCCUUCAAAAGUGAACUUUUUUCUAUAAAGUACAUGCGAUAAGACCAUCUAAUUUUGACUUUAAUCACCCGGGAGUCAGUUAUGGUCCCUUUUCGAAUCUCAGAAAGACAAAUUAAGAUUUGAUAGUUUGAAAUAAAAGCCUUUCAAUCAAAUUCCAAAGUACUUAUUAUUGACAUCAACUGAUAAUUUAUUGGCUGUUAUUUAACUAUCCAGAUCAUUUAUAACUAUAUAAAUUGCCCAUUAUUGUCCGAUCUUGCCUCUCUAAUAAAAAGGUAGACUUGAGUCAUCUUUAUGUAACACUCCAGCAGCACUGCAGUUCCAACAAAGCAAGCUUUAUUUAAAUACACAAGCUGCUCAUUUAAAUGUCAUUAACUCCGAUAUGACUCAUAAUGGUUCACUCAGAGGCCAGUUGGCUCCCCAGAGGGAGUUUGGAGUCCCCCGUCCAUGACCCUCCCACCCCAGGCUGGAAAUCACUGUUGUAGGGCGAACUGGGAUAUCCUAACUGUGACUCAGAUUUAAAUGUUGGGUCGAGAAGAGAUAAAACUCAGAGGAGAUUUAACUAUACAAUCCAUAUAUACUGUACAUCCACACACAAAUGCACAUUAAUAACGCAGUAGGGGGCAGCGUGUCAUUUCCAAGGCUACUUUAGACUCUUGCUCCGUCUCCCUCUCCCCUUGUUCUCAUUCGCUCAGCUUUGUACCUUAUUCACCGAGCUCGCUGUCCUGCAGUAAUUGAAUGUGUUCUCGCCACAUAUCCUUGCAAUUACUUUCUGCUGUCGAGAGCAAUUCAGCAUACACAGCAUUCAGCUCAAAUCGAUGUCGUUCAAUAUCCUGCAGUGCUUAUUUAGAAUCAGUGGGAAACGUAUAUUUGUUCCUCGAGGGUGUACAAUAAACACAGGACAAGACAUUCUUCUCCUUUUACCUUAAAGUCUGUAUACAUCAUACGGACUGUGUCUGCUGCGAGGGUUGUGCGAGUUUGUGGAAACAUGAAUGUCUAUCCAAAGAAAAUUGCCUAUUGGACCAAACUUGUCUUUCUCUUCUAUUUUCUCAGCUUGACUGUGAUGGUCUGGAAAGAUCUGCUUGAUUCAGAAUAUGCAUUUGAUCAGAAUUUUAAGUGAAUAAAAUUGAAAAGUUACAUUACAAAAGAGGAUAUCCGACAUUUGGAUGGACAUUAUUGAUUAAUCGGCUAAUUAUUUUGCCAGUUGAUCAUGUUUAUAUGAAUUGUCGAUGGUGAUUGAUGAGCCCAAAGUGAAAACAAACCAAACACUUGCACUAGCUCUGGCCACCAUAGUGUCUCUUACAUCCUGGAGCUGGUUGCAUAGGCUAUAUGUCACUGAAUCCAACACACUGGUCCCUAAAAGCUCUUGUCACAUAAUGGGAAUAUGAUCGCUGGUGGAAAUAAAUCCUAACUAAAUUUACUGACUAACUGAAGCUGUUAUGGAAAACAGUACAAUCAAAGUUGCAUGAUGUCAGUUUUUUAAAUAUUUAUUCUGUCUCAAAGGAUGUCCAUCAUUUUGGAAUGAAACCUUUCAAUGGUGAUCAACUCAACUCAAAGUUGUUCAGUUACAAAACGUUGGAGCAACGGAGAAGAUUGUGUAAAUUGAAAAGGAAAACGGAAAUAAUGUUUACUUACAGCAAAACAAUAAUGGCAUUGAGUUCUGUAGCCAUUAGUCGCUUAGAAAGGCUCCAUUUUUGGACUGUUUAUCUUGAUACCACUGUGUUUUUAAGUUGUUGAUUGUCUUCCUUAAUUUUCACUCUACAGGUCAAGUUAUACGACUAUUUUAUCAGUUCAUUUAUUUCUUUUAUUGAUGAAAAAACACUUCAGGUUUUCUGCUUUUGUGCAUUUCUUAUACCAGACAGGCAACGAGGAGGUUGGGGGUAGAUAUCAUGUGAUGUUUGUACUUGUUGAGGUGCACUAUAAAACCAGAUAAGUUAAUUUUACUCAAAAGAUUGUUGAAAUUAGUUGCAUAAAAAUUUGUAUGUAACAUAAACUUGAUGGAUUAUUGAUUGAGCUGCUUUUACUAGUAAUUUUAAGUGGCAUUAACUAAGAAAAACAGAAACAUUCCUGAUUAAUAACUUUUUACUAGGUAUUUUGUUUUCACAGUACAAAUAAAAAUGACAAAAUUAAGUUAUUCUCACUUAAAAUUACUAAUGCUACUUAAUCAAGGAUGGGUUUUUUAACUUACAAAAUGUAAUUAGUUUUACUUAAAAAGUUUGACAUAAUCCAAACAACAAUUAUUUGAGUAAAAUUAACUUAUAAAUGGUUUUACAGUGUGGGUAUCGGCCGUGUUGGUGUCUCUACUUGACGUUGGUGCGCUUUGUAAAUAGUAGCGCUCCGGGCUGGUUGUGCAGCAGGUUUGUAACUCUGUGAUUUAACAUGAGAGAUGACGGGGAAAGGGAGCGCUGUAGCUUUCUCUCGGUGUGUUUUUUCCCCCGAGGGGGGAAACAUUUCAUCGAGCUAACAAGAGGUUUCCACUUCACUACUCCCACGUGUAAUAAUAAUAAUAAUAAUAAUAAUAUCUCUGAAUUCAUUUCACUCUCUCUCACCGUCAAUGUCGUUCUUGGUGCUCAUUCAUAAUGUAAAUGACAGAGUUGCAUACAGGAUUAUUACUGACUUCAGCUAUCAGGUACUUAUUGCAGGCAGAUUAAACCGCUCAUCUCCUUACAUGUUGCAAGCCACCGAGUCGCUGCACUGAUGCAAUCGGGGAUUAAGUGCCUUGCUUCACGGCACUUCAGCAGAAGAUGUUGCGGGAGAGAGGAUGCGGUUCCUCGUGCUGAAUUUUAAAGCGCUUUUUGGGGCGUUAAAGUUAACCGUUUAGGCUCCGGCCGCCCCGAUGUUUGCUUUGACAACGAAUGACUCCUGUUCUCACAUCAUCCUCAUCAGGUUACAGUGGUUAUAUAGGAAAGGUCUUAUUGUGGAGGUUGGCAUGUUGAGAGUGCAGUACUUAAUGGGAGAGGGCAAUUUGUUGAAUUUUAACUACAGGGGGUUAAUGAGGAGGUAGAACCGUCUUUUCCAUCAUGUUUUACCUCCAAGCCCUCGUUAGAGUAAAGUCUGAAACUGUGUAUAUAUUUACUGAGAUUUACAGAAGAAUAGCAGUUUACAAAAGUACAGUGUAUUUCAGCAGAUGUCUGUUUGUGGAAGUGGAAUAAGGGUAAUGAAGAAAACAUACUGUCGUGGUUUAUCGUCUUAUUCAUAUUACUUAUGGAACACACACAAAGAGAAAAUAUAUGUACAUGAGAUUUUUAACCUACGUGGUGGACGCCGUCCAUCCACCGCUCUUUUGUUUCAAGCUUAUUUAUUCAGCUAGGUUCUGUACUUGUCACAGAGGGCAAAGGGUCCUCUGAAAAUAUGCCUCUUUUAUAGUAAUUGUAUGCAGACCUGGGAUAAACUGGCACCGAAACGUACUCCGUACACCGGUGCUGGUGGAUUUGUCUGCCGCAACGCGAUCCUCGUCAGUCACAUUCCCUCCUCUUUGCCCAUUUCACACCAAGUACUGUGCAUCCAUCACGUAAACGUUACUCUCAGUUCAAAAGAGGAAGGAAGGAUUGCGGUUGCCGCUGUGGCAGAUGAAUACAGAAAAAAACGAAUUACUCUGUAAGAAAAAAGUUUUGCAAGAGUUCAGCCUCGUUAAAGGAGCGGAGAAGCUGAUCUCUUGACAUUUUGUCCCAGGUCUGAUGAUGUUCUGGUGGCUUUGGACAACAGUGAGUUGCCUUUAAAGGUAGACUUAGUUAUCUGAUGAUCGCCACUCCCAAACAGGGUCUGACACUUGCCACGGAUGGUACGUCUGCAUUACGCUAAAUUCAGAAAAAAACUUUUGUGGGUUUGUGAGUUGCAGUGGACAUAAAAAAAAACUUUAUUUAGAAGUUUUAUUUCCCAUUGAUUCCUAAUAAUUUCCUAAAAAAUGGACUGAAAGGUUCAUUCUAAAUAAUUGGUAGCAAUUCUACUUGUAACUUCUAUAUAAUUAACUGGUUCUCGCACUAUGUGUGGAAAUUUGUCUUAUUUGCGCUUUAAUUUGUACCAAAUUUCUUCACUUUUCCAACAAACUUUUGACAUUUUUAAAGGAUAGGUUCACAAUACUUCAAGUCUGUGUUAAAACAAUACUCAUAUGCUGUAAUCGUUCCUCCUGUUCAUGCUGGACAUUAAGAGAUCUUUUCCCGAUGAGCUUCUGCACACAUGAUAAAUUUCCCUAAAUAAAGUCAAAUCACAGAACAAAACCUCAAAAUCGGUGUUAGAGAACCGGUUGGUUUCUGGGUCUGUGCAGAAUAUGAUGAAGCUGCUAUCUAUAGUAUGCUCUAUCAUGGCCACUUUCCACUUCCAAAGUUUUUACUUGCCACUGACGCCAAGUUCUUGCUCGUGGUGGGAAUUGUUGGAACAGAUAACUUCUCUCGUGAUUUGGCACUAUGCAAAUAAAAUUGAAUUAAAUUGAAUUAAUUAACUCAGAAUGCUAAAGCAUCACAAUAGCUGCAAGCAUUCUGGCCAUUCACUCCUGCACAAUAGAGAUUUGGGUCUUCUCCUGUCCUGUUAUUUUACUGUCAGUUACAACUGAGAAAUGUCUCUGAAUGUCAGACUUUCCUUGUUUUGCUGCUGUUCCUUAAAACCCAGCUUUAAUCUUCUUCUUCUUCAUUCGUUGACUCCAUCCUUUUAAGAUUAAUCCCAGGACCCACAAUUUAUUUUCUGACCGCCCAGCAAAGUGAAAACCGCCUGCUCCCUGGGAGAUUUGCCUUGGGUCUCAUGGGAUCCCAAUCCCAAUGUAGUCUGCUAUUCCAGAUAAACUUUGGAAGGAGGACUGUAGAUCCAUCACUUUCAUCACUUUCAUUGGACGUACUUAUCAACCGAUAUGGGUUUCUCAAUGGCCGAUGCUGAUAUAUGAUGCAGAACUCAACACAAAGAAAAUGUUAAUGUAUAAUACUUUUCUGUUCUGCAGGAAAUUCAGAUAUAUGUUUACAGCAGGAUGUAUGAGAGUUACAGUGCAGGACUCUAAACCAACCUUUUCCCUGACAAGCUGCCUGCAGAUGUGCCUGAGGACAUUUUUGUUUGUCAGCCUAAUGAGCGCAAUCAUUGGCCAAUGCCGAUUAAUCAGCCACCCAAUUAGUUGGCCUAUCACUAAUUGGAAGGAAUGAUUACAGCAGGAAGAACAGUGUUUUAAUAUUCAUAAAGGCACCUGAUAGAAAUGUGAACCUUUCCUUUAAGACAUCAAGGAACCUGAAAAAUAAAAGUGAAUCCCGUCACAUUAACAUACUUAAUUCUGCCUUCUGUUAAAGUUUAUUCUUGACUACAGUUGCCUUGGACUACAUCCAAGACCAUGAAUGGCAUGAAAAAGAUCUUCUAACCUUAUAAACUGUCCACAGGUUUGUUAAAAAAAGUUUCCAACCUAUAAACAGAACCCAUCUCUGGCAAACAUAUCCGUGAGUUUGGAGUGUGGCUUCACGUGGCUAAGUCUUCCUUUAACUUGCCUGUUGUUGCCUUUAGUUUCUAACGUUCUCUUUUCUUAAAAACAAAAAAAAAAUAUAUAUAUAUAUAUAAAUAUAUAUAUAUGUAGGUGAAUAAAAACAUAUCAAAGGUAGUAUGGGCAGACUUUUUGAAGUAACAAGAUAUACUGAAGUUCUUUGGAUAAUAUCACAACAACUAGUAUGACUUCUUCUGAGGAUUUUAUCAGAUAUAGCUUUAAGAGAGAUUCAAUUCAGUUUGUUUUUCUUAUAAAGAAAAGAAGAGUUUUCUGUAAAUACCGUUUGAUUUUCAUUUUGUUUUGGGUUUUUUGACUAAAAUGGGUUGAUUAUAAAAUCAAAAUGAAAAAAAUGGGACCUUGGCUCACUUCUUUACAUGCAAAAUGAUGCACCAUUUUGUUUGUGGAUUUUUUUAUAGAGUCGUCAUUGUAGUCCUUUCCAGCCGGGUAUCAAAUAUCAGCUUGUGUAAAUAGAAAGACCAACAGAAGCUUUUGAAAAGUUUUGUAUUUUUAUUUCUUGCUCUUAUUUAAGAUGAAAGUCAUCCUCCUUUGCACAUAAUGUUAGACCAUUUUUAUGACAACGCUUAUAUUGGAUAGGCAUGUUUACGUUACUGACUUGAGAAGAUUUAUUCUGUAAUUUUAUUUCUAACGAGACAAAGUUUAAUUAUUUAAAAUGUUAACAUGACUGGUACAGAGAUGAUUUUUUUUCUAUGUUUGGUUUGGUUUUACUGUCCCACGCCAAUUAUAUACCGAUAGCACCAUGUUCUGUUAACGAUGAAAUGUCAAUAAAAGUGAAAACUUCAUUGUCUAA
Molecule: messenger RNA, 11594 nt
Organism: Dicentrarchus labrax (European seabass)
Lineage: Eukaryota; Metazoa; Chordata; Actinopteri; Moronidae
Gene: mmp24
Product: matrix metallopeptidase 24
Exons: 10
Coding region: 267-2111 (614 amino acids)
Biological process (GO): extracellular matrix organization; proteolysis; collagen catabolic process
Cellular component (GO): extracellular matrix
Molecular function (GO): zinc ion binding; metalloendopeptidase activity
Source: RefSeq, a predicted model, not a curated record